GAGAAAUUAAAAACCGUAACGUCGCCGCUCUUGCAAGUACGGUGCACCAAAUUUCUUCUCGUCAUCUUUGUAAAGAUAAUCUUCCUCCGUCUGCUGCAGUCGACUGAAGUCCUCAAACCUGACGAAGUGUAGUGAUGCUUUUGGCUUUAUCUUAGGGUUCAUUGUGCAAACUCGAUCUCUCGCGUCGCUUGGAUUUAGAAGCUUGGUAGUGCAACGUCUCAGUCACUGACUUGGAAGUAGUGUGGGGAGAGACGAAGAGGGUUUUUUGUGUGCAGAUUGUUGGUAAAUGGCGCCUUAUAAGGGGAUACGAGAGCUCAACAGUUUAAAGAAGGAUUAUGAGGGAGAUUGUGAGGAUGACAAGAGGUUGGCCAGGAGGAGGAAGAGAAAGUGCAUUGCUGAUAGGAAUUUUGAGCCCAAAUCCUGGUUCAGUGCCACGAAGAAAAGAAGAGACUGUAGUAUCCAAGGGGAAGAAGAAAUGGCGGAUAAGGAUUUUGAGAAGUCAUUGAAUGGUUUAGAUCUUUAUGGUGAUUGGGUUGAUGAUGAUGCGGAUCCUGACUAUAAGAAGUUCUUGGAAAAUCUGACAGAGGAUGGAAGCUCCUAUGUACUGGUGGUUGUUCGAGAGAAUGAGAAUUUAGAGCUGAUAAAGUUUGAACAAGAAGAUGGGGAACUAGAUGAGACCAUUUUAGAUACCCCAGAAACUUUGAAAAAAUCUCAGAUGAAAAAGAAGACUGAAAUAAAAAAAGCUUUGAGGGGUGGUAUAAAGAGGGAACAAAUUUAUUGCUUUAACGAUUCUGUUAUUCCUUUGAAUAAAGAAGAGUUUAAGAGCCCAAGAUCUGUUAGGUAUGCUAUGAGGAAAAAAACAAGGGGAAUUCAGGAAGAUUCAGAGGGUCUGUCAAAGAAAAAGAGUUCAGGGGUGAAGAAGAAUGUAAAUGUGGAAGCUCCGGAUCCUGUUUCUGAUAGGACAAAAGGGCGUUCUAAUAAAAUCCAUGGUUUAGAGGUUCCCACUACCCGAGAAACUUUAAAAAGUUCUCAUGUGAAGAAGAAGAAUGUAAAUAAGAAAGGUGCAGAUGGUGGGACAAAGGGGCUUCCUGUUAAAACACCUAAUUUGGCUGAGAAUGGACACAACCAUGGAGCUGCGUCUGAUCAAAUAGACACGGACAUGGACUAUCAAGAGUUUCUAGAUGGUCUAAGAAAAUAUGGUGGAAAAGUGGUGUAUACACCUACAACUGGUGGACCAGUGGCGGUUGUACUUGAGGAGGAUGUGGAGAGUGAAAAUGAGUAUUUUACCUCAUUUACGGCAGUGGACGUAGACAGUGGGUGGUGUGUUGAAACUUGUGAUACAAGUCAUGCCCAGUUUAGGAAGGGGCUUAUGAAGGAUCUUAAACGGCCUUAUGACCAAGAAGAGUAUAAAAGGCUCUUGAAAGAACUGACCCUACGAAGGCCAAUAAAUCACGACAGAAAUCUGCGCAAUGGAAGAACAAAAUCCUACCCAGUUGCAGGGAAAUUAGGAGCUUCAUAUCGAGAGCAGCACAUAGUCCUGGCAAGAAAGAUUGAUGCUGCUGGUAGCGACCGCCCUAGAAUUUUGAAUCUUUUGCGUGGAUUUUUCUACUGGCUGAAGAAUGUGGCGCAAGAAGGAUGCUUCUGUCCUUGGAGUGACUCGUCUUGUUUGAAGGUGUUGCCUCAAGCUGAUAGAAAAAGGAAGUUUAGCCGCAUGUAGGACUUCAUGCAUUAUCUUCAGAUUGCGACGGAAGCGCAGUUGUACAGAUUAGGCUACAGCUGGGUAAGGUGUUAGCAUGAAAGUUGUCAGGGAUUCAAAGUGGCACAUUUUACAGCUGCAUCAUACGAUGCAAGUAUGCUAUGGUUUAGGAAUUUUUGUGAAUGAUGCAUACUUUUGUUCUCACUAAUGGAGUAUAAUCUGCUAACUGUAUAUUAAAACCA
This is a messenger RNA of Prunus dulcis (almond), 1938 nucleotides long. RefSeq lists its product as uncharacterized. The transcript is spliced from 6 exons. NCBI's taxonomy places the organism in Eukaryota, Viridiplantae, Streptophyta, Magnoliopsida, Rosales, Rosaceae. The record is from RefSeq and is a predicted model, not a curated record. The coding region runs from base 287 to 1717 and encodes 476 amino acids.